This is a messenger RNA of Pseudogymnoascus verrucosus, 321 nucleotides long. RefSeq lists its product as uncharacterized. Gene Ontology annotation, cellular component: chromosome; cytoplasm. Gene Ontology annotation, biological process: double-strand break repair via homologous recombination. The record is from RefSeq and is a predicted model, not a curated record. Gene Ontology annotation, molecular function: 3'-5' DNA helicase activity; four-way junction helicase activity. Lineage: Eukaryota; Fungi; Ascomycota; Leotiomycetes; Thelebolales; Thelebolaceae. The transcript has 2 exons. The coding region runs from base 1 to 321 and encodes 106 amino acids.
AUGGUGGUUUAUUGCAACAACAAGGUGGACGGCGAGAAAGGAUGGAAAAGCCCGACGAUUGAAAUGGUUAGUGACCCUAAUUUCGAGAUUAGAGACCAGGUCAUUGUCGCAACGAAUGCAUUAGGUUUAGGCAUUGACGUUCCCGACAUCCGAGUUGUUAUUCACGUCGAGGUCGUAUGGAGGUUAAAGGAUUACGGGCAAGAGAGCGGACAAGCUGGCCGUGAUGGCCAGAGCAGCGAGGCCAUCAUCAUCAUGCCUAAGCGAAGUGGGCAGCCCAGCGAGGUUGCCCGCAAGAAUGUGAAUGGUUGGAUUAACAUCUAG